AAUAAUUUUUCCCUCUUUCUCCUCCCUCUCUCUCUCUCUGUUCUCCCUCCUUCCCUCUUUCCUCUCUUCAAAACCCUAACCCUCUCUUUAACCCUAACCCUAAUUCUCUCCCUCUCCCUCUCGUGAUCAUGUCAGGCGACGAUGGGUCCCACUUCCGGCAUCAGCCUCCGGCGGCCAACGGCGGUCCCCAGUUCAUCCGGCCCAACCGCCCUUCCCGCUCCCCACCGCCGCAGAGUCCCGCCUAUACGCUCGCCUUCAGGCCGAGAAGUCCAAGAUUCCGCCGCCGGAGCCUCAGUUAAAGCAGGCAGUGAAGGCAGGUCAUAAAGUCGAGAAUGUCCAAGGUAAAACUGAACAAGGGCAGAAGGAAGAAAGUAAAGCUCAUAUACCUCCAACCUUGCCUGCUGCCGGUGGUAAACAGAAAAUCCGAAAGCCAAAAAAUAAAAGACUCAUGCCACAAGUGAUUGGAUCAGUUGAUGGUGUUCCAGAUCCCUUGGGUGCCAACAGCUGCCGUUAUGAUAGUUCUCUAAGCUUGUUGACAAAGAAGUUUGUUAAUCUGCUUCAGCAGCAAGAAGAUGGAACUCUGGAUUUAAACAAAGCAGCUGAACUUUUGGAGGUACAAAAGAGGAGGAUAUAUGAUAUCACAAAUGUUCUUGAAGGAGUAGGACUAAUGGAAAAGAGCCUGAAGAACAGAAUACGUUGGAAGGGAGAUGAUGUGAUGGGAUCUAUGGAGCUUGACAACCAAAUUGCCGAAUUGAAGGUGGCAAAUGGAUCUCUGUAUAAGGAAGAGUGCAGAACUGAUAGAAUGAUAAUGGAGGUGGAAGAGAAACUUAGGAUUUUGAAGGAAGAUACUAAGUUGCUUUAUGUCACCAAGGAAGAUAUCAAUAGCCUUCCAUGCUUUCAGGAUUCUACACUGAUUGCGAUAAAAGCUCCUCGUGCCACUAGCAUUGAGGCUCCAGAUCCUGAUGAGGGCCUUGGCUUCUCAGAGAGACAACACCAGCUCGUACUUAGGACCUCAAUGGGUCCCAUUAGUUGCUUCUUAAUCAGCAACCAUGAAGAGACACCUGGGGUUUCAAAUGAAGGAGAUCAUCCUGUACCCAUGGAUUUAUCUUUGGAUAUUAGUUGGCACAACAGAAAUGCUGGAUCCUCUUCUCAUCCAAUGGAUCAAGAGGCAAAUACUUCAGAUCCGUUGAUUUCUGACGGACUCGUUGGUGGUAUAAUGAAGAUUGUUCCAUCCAAUGGUGAUGCAGAUGCUGAUUACUGGUUUGAUUCAGGGAUACAAGGUAGCAUCACAGAUUUGUGGAGUCAAUAUACAUAAUGAAAGCAAGAGGAUAGAGUGUGUUCCAUGUCGAAAGUUUUGAGCAGGCUCACUGCUAAAAAUGAGUUUGGAUAUAUGAUAGAAGAGUUUCUGAAGCUCCAAAUGAAUGUGAUCUGCCUGAAGAGAAGAAACUUUAGCCCCUCGGGGUGUAAAGAAUAUAUAGAGGUAACUUGGAAUGGGAGUAUUCCCUUUUCCGCCCUAACCCUUGAGAAAUUUAGAAUUGUAAAUAUUGACGAUAGCCCUCAUUAUUAAUCCCAUAGUCAUCAUGAAAUAAAAGGUUCAGCUUGCUUUAGCAGUUAGUUUGAACUAUUGUUAACACUAUUUUAUUUCGCUAAUCAUGUGUUGCUAGAAUAACCUGUAUACACGUACUACAUAUUGAUCUGAUCAUCCCUACAUAUUGAUCUGAUCUCGGUCAUUUCUUUGUUACAGUCUCGUUUAAUGUUUUCAUUAUGUCUUUAGCAUCGUUUAAAGGUUUUCUUAGAAGUGGGGGGAAAACACCAUGUUUUGCGAAGAAAUCAAUUCCUCCCCAAAAACGCGGAAAUGGGAUGGAAAAGGUUGGGAAAAUGAGUUUUUAAUAUUUAAACAAUUGAUGAUGUGGGGAGUUGGUAAAUGUAAUAGUUAAUUAAUGGGAAGAGGUUUAUAUCUCAACUUGUUUCUUAUUUUUGGCUUUUGAAUCAAGUCUCGGCUUCUAGCAAACUUCCUUGAACUUAAUUUUGUCGGGGAAAAAGGGUUAAUUUCCCGUAACCCCCCUAAACUAUGGGUUUAUCUCGCAUAACGCCCUCAACUUUAAAUUGUCUCAUGAAACCUCCUUGAACUUUGAACUUUUCUCAUUGUACCCCUACAUAUAAUUUGGAAAUAACUAAAAAUGUUAUUAAAACUAAAAAAUUCAAAAUCUAAGAGAGAGGCUAUAUUACCUGUAAAUAAUAGAUAAAGAAUGUUUAAAUUUUGUUUCUAUUGGGAUUCCGAAAUCAUAAAACUGAUAUAAAUAUGUGCAUCCUUCCUCCCUUUGAGCUUGACGGGCACCAGAAUCUUUUUGGGAUAAGAUGCAGCUAAUGGAUAGGCCAAAUUUCCGUACGGAAUCCAUCCACAUUCGUGGGCCGUGGCAGACCAAAUCAUUCAUUUCAGGGUCCUACGGAAACUCGUGCCUUCCUAAAUUAUGUGCAUGAUCCGCUCUCUUCCUUUUUUUCAGAAAACAAAAACAAAAAAGGUAAUAAAUUGAGGGAAGAGCAAACAAAAUAAAAUUUUUUGUAACGAUUUUAAGAGUGGAAAACAUUACCUAAAGAACCUAUUCAUAAUAAGUAGAACUACAAAUAUUCCAUUUACCAUUGAGUAAUACUACAGAGGGUCUUGUAACAAUUAAUCCUAAAAAAUAACAGGAAAUCAAAAUAAUAGUGAAAAACAAUACGGCACAAACAUCUGUGCGAUUGCACGUGCACGGGGUCCACGUUGGCGAUCAUAUUGUCGCUCGGCACGAUCAAAACAUGCGGAGGGCCUUUUCUCGAGAAACCCCUUGGAGAAACGGUUUAUACCACUUUGCCCCCA
This is a messenger RNA of Asparagus officinalis (garden asparagus), 2857 nucleotides long. RefSeq names its product transcription factor E2FB-like. The coding region runs from base 449 to 1315 and encodes 288 amino acids. The transcript is spliced from 14 exons. The record is from RefSeq and is a predicted model, not a curated record. Gene Ontology annotation, biological process: regulation of transcription by RNA polymerase II. Gene Ontology annotation, molecular function: DNA-binding transcription factor activity, RNA polymerase II-specific; protein dimerization activity; RNA polymerase II cis-regulatory region sequence-specific DNA binding. Gene Ontology annotation, cellular component: RNA polymerase II transcription regulator complex. Lineage: Eukaryota; Viridiplantae; Streptophyta; Magnoliopsida; Asparagales; Asparagaceae.